AUGCGCCGCUCGAGCUCCAUCUCGUCCAACCCGCCCGCACCACCACCACCGGCCCCUCCCCUCCCUUCCGCCGCAUCCGCACCCUCACCUGCACCUGCGCCCGCGCCCGCACCCGCACAUGCCGCGCGACCCGCACCUCCCCCUCCUCCGUCGUCUACUGCCGCUCCCGUCGCCACCGUCCCGGGCCAACCUCGCCUCGAGCCCAGCAUCUUCAACGUCGAGCCCAUCGACGAGUUCACGCGCGAGGUCGCCGACUGGCUGUGGGGCUUCUGCGCCCAGCUCGACUGGGACAAGACUGAUCAAGCUGUACGGGCCACGCAGAUCGAGGCCAAGGUCGGGCUCCUCACCGACUCGCGAGCGGGCGGCUCGCGCGUCCACCUCCCGGUGCCCAUAGAGACCAUUUUGACCGACGACACGGGCUUGCGGUUCGAGAGCAACAUGACGGUCAACCAGCACAAAGCGUUCAACAUGCUCCUCAACUCGCGCGUCGAGGAGGCGGCCCAGCCGUCGUACGCCUCGGCCCGCGUCCGGUACGCCCACACGCGCGAGCUCGACACGUUCCACGACGUGCCGGCGCACCAGGGCCAGCCGCGGCGCAAGGUGCGCGUCACGCGCGACCAGAAGGACAAGAGCAAGGUGCACGCCGUCGAGAAGGUCCGCGUCGCCGACAUGAACGUGUUCAGCCCCAAGAGGAGGUUCGACUGGAGGGUCAGCGUCAGCCUCGAGAUGCCCGCUCCCAUCCCCGACUCGGCCCCGACCCACUCUCGGCACAAGGACCGCAUCUCGUACUCGCACCAGCUCUUCCAGGUCGACCUCACCCAGGUCUCGAUGCCCCAGGCGCCGCUCGCCCCGCCGACGCACGAGCUCGAGGUCGAGUUCAGGGCGGCGCGGCCGCUCCUCGAGGAGGCGGCAAAGGAGCAGCGCGGCGAGGAGAACCGGUACCUCGACAUGGUCCAAGGGCUGCUCAACAACGUUCGUGAGUCCUGCCGCUCUCUCCCUCGUUGUCUUGGCGCAGAGCGAGCCUCGCUCGCGCCCUGA
Molecule: messenger RNA, 1038 nt
Organism: Rhodotorula graminis WP1
Lineage: Eukaryota; Fungi; Basidiomycota; Microbotryomycetes; Sporidiobolales; Sporidiobolaceae
Exons: 5
Coding region: 1-1038 (345 amino acids)
Biological process (GO): 7-methylguanosine mRNA capping; polynucleotide 5' dephosphorylation
Cellular component (GO): mRNA capping enzyme complex
Molecular function (GO): polynucleotide 5'-phosphatase activity
Source: RefSeq, a predicted model, not a curated record